UUUCGAAUACAAACAGGAUUAUCUCGGGCAAAGUAUUUAUAUUACGACGAUAAUUGUAUCUUGAUUUACGUUAUCGGUGAUGUUGGCAUUCAUACUCUGUAACUAUAUUAACCUAUAAUUCGAUUCAACUCUUCGAAUACCAGGAAAGUAAUUUUCGAGUUAUUGUAUCUUCCGAUGGCAUUUCCAUUAAACGAUCAGAUUUAUACUAAGUCUUUUACUCCUAGGGAAUAUCAGGUGGAACUUCUCUAUGCUGCUUUAGAAAGAAAUAUUAUAGUAUGCCUAGGAAAAAACUGUGAACAAAUAUUUAUCGUUAUCAAAUUGAUACAGGAGUUAGCAAAUAGUAACAGAAGAUCUCCCUCCGAUGGUGGAAAACGGUCCAUAUAUAUUUUAAGAGACACAGAACGAUGUUUAACCAAAGCUGUAUAUAUACAACAGUUGACAGAUUUACGUGUUCUUGUUUGCGAUUCGGCAACAUGGCCCAAGUUCGACGAAAAAUUUGCUGAGAGUCAAGUAAUAGUGAUGACUUCACAUGAUUGCGCCGAACUGUUGUUGCAGAAGAAAAUUCUACCCAGUCAGAUAAACCUGGUUAUAAUAGAUCAGUGUCACAAAGCAAUCAACGAUGAAAAGUUGAAGUAUGUGUUGCAAAAACUAACCAUUUCUGAUGGACCUCGAAUUGUUGGUUUUGCUGCUCCAGUCUUCAAUCUUACCCACAAACUAGGUAGACUGGAAGCAGAAAUUAAACGAGUUGAAAGUACUUUUCAUUGCACUAUUGAAACCGCUAGCGACAUUUUAUCAGUAUUACGAUAUAGUCCAAAACCAAAAGAGUAUAUUGUGGAAUUCAAAUGUGCAGAAUAUGAAGGACUUGAUCGGACCUUAGAGAAUUGCGCUUUACAUGCUAUGAACUUUCUAUGUGAUCACCGUUAUGAUCCUACAGAGAUUUAUACAGACGAGUUCCUGGAAGACAUACAAAAAAUCCCAGAUCCAAAACAGGAACCUUGCUCAAUGAUAGAAGACUUUUUGUACAUACUUCGGACACUAGGAGCCUGGUGUGCUAAUCAUGCUGCUCUCGCUCUCCUUAUUCAAGCAGAAAAGCUAAAAGUCAAGACACCUUACGAGCGACAUUAUCUAUUAUUUAAUGUCGUAGUAUCGCUAUUUGUUAAAAUAAGAGCAAUAUGUGAAAGUGAAUUCGAAAAUUUGAGCGAAAAAGAAAAAUUAUAUAAAUAUUCCACUCCUUGCGUUCAUCGACUACUGCAUAUAUUGAAAUGUUAUGCACCAUCUCAUAAAAAAGAAUCAAUUAUAGCAGAUGACAAAUUGAAUAAUGGUAUAUCUGCACACAAGAACGAAGCUGACAAUAGCCGAGGAGCUGCACAACAAUCAAAAUCUGUUGGAAACGUGAGGAAGCCUCGAACUGGCUUCAAAAGAACUCCGAAAUCGCUGCGUUAUCCUCGCAGCCAAAUUGAUCCUGAUCUUUUAUGCGGGGUUAUUUUUGUAGAUAAAGGAUUUACGGCAAAAAUAUUAUUCUAUCUAUUGAAUGAUGCAUGCAAGCAUGACAAGGAAUUACAAUUUCUGUCUCCACUUUAUACAAUAGAAAAAAAUCCUGAAGAUACAAAUUCUCCUCACGAUGUGGGAGUUCAACAUAGAAAACAGGAAGAGGUUUUGAAAAGUUUUCGAAUACAUGAAUGUAAUUUGUUGAUAGCUACAUCAAUUUUAGAAGAAGGAAUAGACAUACCUAAAUGCAACUUCAUCAUGCGGUACGACUUCCCUAAAAGUUAUCAGUCUUAUGUUCAGUGCAAAAGCAGAGCUCGUGCCAAUGAUGCCUUGCAUGUACUUUUUGUAAACAGAAACGUAUCGGAUGAAUGCGUCACGCAACUAGCCCGGUAUCACUAUAUCGAAAAGAUUCUACUAUUGAAAUGUGUAAAUAAAGAACCUAUGGAAGAAGAAGAAUUCUAUGCGGACAAAUGUGGCGAUUUACUACCUCAUUACAAACCAUUGGACAUUGAUGGUGCACCAAGCGUGUCCUUUAAUUCUGCAAUUUCUUUAGUGAAUAGGUAUUGUGCAAAGUUACCCAGUGACACCUUUACUCGGUUAACACCUGAAUGGACGAUCGAACCAAUCACCGUUGAUAACCAGCCUAUGUUUGUUUGUUCAAUACGAUUACCAAUAAACUCGCCGGUAAAAUACACAUUAACCUCGUAUCCAAUGCCAAACAGGGCAAUGGCACGGCGCUUAGCUGCUCUGCAACUCUGUAUUGAACUCCACAGAGCAAAUGAAAUUGAUGAUUACUUACUUCCAAUUGGUAAAGAAAACUUUAAAGCUAAGCCAGAAGACGCAGAAGUCCCUGCACUGCCCGAUGAAACAACAGCUGAUUUUUCUGAAGCUCGUCCAGGAACGACCAAACGAAGACAAUACUAUUAUAAAAAGAUUGCCGAGGCAUUAACAGAUUGUAGACCUGUUACUAUGAAACAAUCUUUUUUAUAUCAUAUAAGUAUGGUACUGACAUGUCCCUUACCAGAGGAACAAAAUACGAGAGGUCGUAGAAUAUAUCCACCUGAAGACUCUGCCAUAGGCUUUGGCAUUUUGACACUUAAAGAAAUACCAAAGCUAUGCCCAUUUCCAAUAUAUACAAGAUCGGGAGAGGUCCAUGUGAAACUCAAAUUAAGUAAACAGAUGGUUAUACUAGACCCUGCUCAAAUUGAGCGCGUAGCAGCGUUUUUGAAUUAUACGUUUACAAAUGUACUCAGGCUUCAAAAAUAUCUAAUGCUUUUUGAUCCAAAUGCCUCUGAACACUCCUACUUUAUUGUUCCUGUAAAAACUGUAACUACUGAUGACGGUCCUGAUAUUAGCGUACAUUGGGAGUUUCUAGAAUGUAUUUAUGAAAAUAAAAAUACAGUACCAAAUGAGGUGCCGGAAGAAGUGCGUAAACAAUUCCAAUUUGAUGCAUCUAAAUAUCAUGAUGCAGUUAUCAUGCCAUGGUAUAGAAAUCAGGAUCAACCACAAUAUUUUUAUGUGGCAGAAAUUUGCAACACCUUAAACCCAAGAUCUUCUUUUCCUGGAGCAGACUAUAGUACUUUUGAAGAAUAUUACUUGAAAAAGUAUAAUAUACAGAUCCAGAAUCUCAGUCAACCGCUACUUGAUGUGGAUCAUACAUCAGCUAGACUUAAUUUUCUCACACCAAGAUAUGUCAAUCGUAAAGGCGUUGCAUUACCUACUAGUAGUGAAGAAACUAAGAAGGCAAAAAGAGAAAAUUUAGAACAGAAGCAAAUACUAGUUGCAGAACUUUGUGCAAUACACCCAUUUCCUGCAUCUUUAUGGCGACAAGCUGUUUGUUUGCCAUGCAUACUAUACAGGAUUAAUGCGCUUCUUUUAGCAAACCAAAUUCGAUGUCAUGUUGCAGAAAUGAUAAAUCUGGGGCAACAACAUUUAGAUCCAGAAUUUGAAUGGCCACCCUUGGAUUUUGGUUGGAGUCUAGCUGAAGUCUUGAAGAAAUCAAAGGAUAACAGUAAAGUGACGGAUGUGAAGACUGAAAUAAAAAUAACAGAACUCAUUCCACCUAAAUCUACAAAUGCCCGAUUUGUUACAAAAGAAAAUGGUGAAUGUAAUCAUGAAAACGACGAGAAUUAUGUUGACGAAGACAAUGAAAUGGAAAUCGGAACCUGGUCGAACGAAAUGGCCAUAAAUACUAUCGAAUUGAGUAGUGAAAGUCUAGAUAUGUUUCCACCAAAUAUAACGGGCUUACAAGAUACCUUCUCAUGGAAUGAUAUUCGUUAUGGUUCACCCGCUUGUGAAUCUGAUCUAGAUGCUUACGAUACUGACGAUUCUUCCAGCGAAGCAAUAGGUGAUUAUUCGGAUGAGAGCGACGAAGAUGGUGGAGGAUUGCGAAUAUCGUUUAUGGGAGAUAAUGUCGCAGAAGCUGUUGAGGAUGAGAAUCGAAUUCGUAAGAGUGAAAUCAAUAAAAGAAUUUUAGACUUAUUAGAGCUGGAAAGAAGUUAUGACGAAGAUGUUUGGCAUUGCCUUGAUGAUAUCGAUGACGAGAUGAUUAAAAAACAUAAGGAAGCUCAAAAUGCUGCUACCUUGAGCAACAAAAAACAAAUCAUAGAAAACAAAUUGUUUAUUCCCUGCGACCGAGAAAUUGUUUUGAAGAGACGAUUAUUGACUGUGCAAAAUAAGACUGAGACACUUAUACCUGAAUGUCAAGAAUAUAUAUUGAAAGUGGCCAAGUGCUUUACAGACGAGGUUAUCAACACCAAAACUGUUAGAGAACCUGUGAAGAAGGAAUUCAACAAAUCCUCGCCAUCAGAAGACGUGGAAAGCACUCUAUUUAGUUUUGAUUACCAGCCAAAUCUUAAAGGACAUCCUGGACCAAGUCCUAGUCUCAUCCUACAAGCGUUAACGAUGUCGAAUGCUAAUGAUGGUAUUAAUCUAGAGAGACUUGAAACAAUUGGAGAUUCUUUUUUGAAGUACGCAAUAACAACUUAUUUGUAUUGCACGUACGAUAAUAUACAUGAAGGAAAACUGAGUCACUUAAGAUCAAAACAGGUCAGCAAUUUGAACUUAUACAGAUUAGGCCGUCAAAAAGUUCUUGGCGAGAGUAUGAUUGCAACUAAGUUUGAACCCCAUGAUAAUUGGCUUCCACCCUGUUAUUAUGUACCUCGAGAACUAGAGCAAGCCUUGAUAGAAUCUGGAGUGCCAGCUAACUUAUGGAAUCAAGCAGAUAUUCCAGUUCUGAGAGCUGUCAAUCAGAAUGAGAUAUGCCAACUUGUUAAAGAAACCGAGCAUAAGCUUGGAAUUAUGCGAACCGAACUUGACAAAAAUAGCAAUGAUUAUGUCACCGAUUUCGAAAAUUUACGCUGUUUCAUUCCGUAUAAUCUCAUUACGCAACACAGCAUUCCAGACAAAAGCGUUGCGGAUUGCGUGGAAGCUUUAAUAGGGGCUUAUCUUAUUGCAUGUGGACCUCGAGGAGCUUUCUUGUUUAUGGCCUGGCUCGGCAUUCAUGUCUUGCCAUUUGAAGAGGUUUCCAUUGUUUCUGCAAAUGAACCUGUUGAUAAACCUCCAGGGAGUUCGACUUACGUUAAAGGAACGAAUGGAAAUGGAGAAACUGUUUGGACACAUAUACGAUAUGGAAAUUUGGAUGAGCCGCAGUGUCCUCUCUUGAGGCAUGUUCCAAAUCCUGAACAAGAGUUGAGUAUGAUGUUGGAUGGCUACAAUGAACUCGAAGCAAGUAUGGGUUAUAAAUUUCGCGACCCAAGUUAUUUACUGCAAGCAUUUACACAUGCAUCUUAUCAGCCGAAUAAAUUGACAGAUUGCUACCAACGAUUGGAGUUUCUUGGUGAUGCAGUUUUAGAUUAUUUGAUAACAAGACAUUUAUACGAGGAUUCAAGGCAACAUUCUCCUGGUGCUCUGACAGAUCUGAGAUCAGCUCUUGUGAAUAAUACUAUAUUCGCUUCCUUGGCAGUCAGAUGUGGAUUUCAUAAAUAUUUUCGCCAUCUUUCACCAGGAUUAAGUGUGGUUAUUGAUCGAUUUGUGAGAAUACAAGAGGAAAAUGGUCACUCUAUUAGCGAAGAGUACUAUUUGAUCGGGGAAGAUGAAUGUGAGGAGGCCGAAGAUGUUGAAGUUCCGAAAGCUUUGGGUGAUGUUUUUGAAUCUUUGGCUGGAGCGAUUUACUUGGACAGUGGUAUGUCGCUCGAUGCCGUGUGGAGAGUAUAUUAUAGUAUAAUGAGCUCUGAAAUUGAACAAUUUAGUACGAAUGUACCAAAGUCUCCGAUAAGAGAACUAUUAGAAUUAGAACCAGAAACAGCAAAGUUUGGAAAACCUGAGAAAUUGGCUGAUGGACGUCGGGUCCGAGUGACAGUUGAUGUAUUUGGGAAAGGUUCUUUCAAAGGAAUUGGGAGAAAUUACCGUAUUGCUAAAUGUACAGCUGCUAAAUGUGCGCUUAAGAAACUAAAAAAAAUGCAACGACAUCAAAGGGAAAAACUGUGAUCAUCAAACUUUAUAGAAUAUUAUCUUGUUAAAAAACUAGGUUUAUUAAUGAAUAUUUGCAAUUAAAAUCAUGUCGAGAAAUUUUGUAAA
This is a messenger RNA of Athalia rosae (coleseed sawfly), 6066 nucleotides long. It is a transcript of the gene Dcr-1, whose product is annotated as endoribonuclease Dcr-1. Lineage: Eukaryota; Metazoa; Arthropoda; Insecta; Hymenoptera; Athaliidae. The transcript is spliced from 23 exons. The coding region runs from base 175 to 5976 and encodes 1933 amino acids. Gene Ontology annotation, cellular component: cytoplasm; RISC complex; nucleus. Gene Ontology annotation, biological process: apoptotic DNA fragmentation; siRNA processing; pre-miRNA processing. The record is from RefSeq and is a predicted model, not a curated record. Gene Ontology annotation, molecular function: protein binding; deoxyribonuclease I activity; ribonuclease III activity.